Molecule: messenger RNA, 1377 nt
Organism: Calliphora vicina (urban bluebottle blowfly)
Lineage: Eukaryota; Metazoa; Arthropoda; Insecta; Diptera; Calliphoridae
Product: E3 ubiquitin-protein ligase TM129
Exons: 3
Coding region: 122-1342 (406 amino acids)
Biological process (GO): protein ubiquitination
Cellular component (GO): membrane; endoplasmic reticulum
Molecular function (GO): ubiquitin protein ligase activity
Source: RefSeq, a predicted model, not a curated record
UUAAUUUGUGUUUGUAAAAUAAUUUAUCCUUCAGCAGAAGGUUUAUUUUGGUUUUAAUUAAAUUUUUUUUGUUUUCGGUUCUUAAAUUUUCACGCAAAAAUUCUUCACGAUUUUUCGACCAAUGGACGAAUCCGAACUAUUGUUUAAUCUAUUUUAUCUGCUCCUAUGCAUGUGCAUCAUCUAUCCACCGGAGGAGUUUCAACGUCUCGGUCUAACCAUUGAACAACUAUUCUCCCGUUGGCUGGGUGAGGAGUAUCUAAAUUUUGUUCGUUACCACCAGAAACGCACUUCACUGAAUCUCUUCAUACACAGCUGUCUACCGGCCAUCUACUUUCUCAUACAUCGUUUCAAGUUUUCCGUUUUUACGGAAUACGAUGACAUUGAAGAAGAAUCUGAGCUAGAUCCUGACUUCCCUAUGCCCCAGGAGGCGGUGGCUUUUAAAACACUCACCUGGAAAGUGGCUCAACGUUUUAGUUUAAUGGCCGUCUUGGCUGUGCCAGCUUUGAUAUUAAACUGGUAUCAACAGAAUUGGAAGCGUCAUCCCAUAACACAGACGCUGUUGAAAUUUUCAAAUGUGCCGAAUAGUACCACAAAUGUAAUCUCUGAUAUUGGCAAUGAAUUUAGAAGACAGGAUAUUUACAAGAAAAAACUGAAUUCCAUAUCAACAGUAAUUGCCACCGAAAAUUGGAUUAUUAAAACGUCGCUGUAUAACGUACAUUUUGCUCAUCAAAGUGAUACCGCUCUCACUGUGGCCAAGACCGAAACCUACACCGUCUCACAGGACAAUAACGAUACCCUACAAAUGGUUAGCAUUGUAGUUAAAACAAAUCGAGCUGGUGUAGCCGACUUUCACAUACGCAUAAAUGCCUUAGAAUUUCGCAAUCUUGAGGAGCGUAUAACACGACCAAUUUUAAUACCCUCCAACAUACAAUUCCAUCGCAAUGUCAUCGAUCGUUUCAUAGAUGUGUUUAAACAGCAGGUCAGUCUUAAUCCCAUCUACAAGGCUGAUCGCAUAACCGACAGGUGUUUUGCCUGCAUGAUAGCCGAACCAAAUAUAAAGAUACACAAACAAUGUGAGGACAUAGAUCGUGAGGGCAGACCUUUGGCUACCGAUCUGUGCUGUACAAAUUGCUAUUGCCGGCCCAUGUGGUGUGUAGAGUGUUUGGCCCGAUGGUUUGCCGCCCGACAAAAUGAACACGAACGUGAGGUGUGGCUGGAACAGAAAUGUACGUGUCCCAUGUGCCGGGCCAAGUUUUGCGUAUUGGAUGUAAGUUAUAUAGAGAGAACGACGUCAUUGAAUACUGAGAAUAACGACAAUACAGAUAAUGAAAAUCAAGCGUGAUUAUAGUUAAGCCUUCUUUUAACGAUUUUUUUUUU